ACCGACGCCUUCUUCAAUAUGACGAAACUGUUUCAGUCGAAAGACACGACUCUUCGGCGACUGGUGUACAUCGGUAUCAAAGAGCUGUCGAAAGUGGCGGAGAAUGUCUAUGUCGUGACCAGUAGUCUCACAACUGAUAUGAACGCGAAGGACGAUCAGUGCAGACCCGCUGCCAUGCGAGCCCUCUGCCAGAUCACAGACGCCACCACUUUUCAGGGAAUCGAGAGGUAUAUGAAGCAAGCGAUCGUCGACAAGAACCCAUCGGUGGCGUCGGCGGCAUUGGUGUCAUCACUACAUCUGACGAAAACCAUUGCGGAUGGAGUGAAGCGUUGGGUGAAUGAGGCCCAGGAAGCGGUGAAUUCGGACAAUAUUAUGGUUCAAAACCACGCGUUGGGUCUCUUGUAUCACAUCCGCAAAACGGAUCGUUUGGCGGUCACUAAACUGGUGACCAAAUUCGUGCGCUCGGGUCUCAAGUCUCCGUACGCUUUGUGUCUUCUCAUACGAAUCGCCAGCAAAUUAAUUGAAGACGAAAACAGUGGUCCCGACAGUCCGUACUUCGAGUUCAUUGAGUCCUGUUUACGCCAUAAGUCAGAAAUGGUUGUCUACGAAGCGGCCAAUGCUAUCGUUAACCUCCAGUUCACGUCUCAACGCGAGCUAAACCCUGCGGUGUCUGUCCUCCAGCUAUUCCUGUCGUCUCCGAAGCCAACCCUCCGUUUCGCUGCCGUUCGCACUCUAAACAAAGUAGCGAUGAGUCACCCGAACGCUGUUAUGGCCUGUAAUGUGGACUUAGAGAACCUGAUCACUGACUCGAACCGAUCGAUCGCCACUCUCGCCAUCACAACACUCCUUAAGACCGGUAAUGAGAGUUCUGUGGAACGGCUUAUGAAACAAAUCGCUUCGUUUAUGUCGGAAAUAUCGGAUGAGUUUAAGAUAGUAGUGGUCGGAGCGACCCGUCAGUUGUGUCAGAAGUUUCCCCGAAAACACAACGUUAUGAUGACAUUCCUGUCCACUAUGUUGAGGGAAGAGGGAGGCUAUGAAUACAAGAAGUCUAUUGUGGACACUAUUAUCUCCAUAAUAGAGGACAACCCGGAGGCCAAAGAGGCCGGUUUGGCACAUCUCUGCGAGUUUAUCGAGGAUUGCGAGCACACGGGUCUAGCCGUCAGAAUACUACACCUAUUGGGCAAAGAGGGCACCAGGACUUCGAACCCAUCGAAAUAUAUCCGCUUUAUCUACAACCGCCUGAUCCUAGAGAACGCUCAGGUGAGGGCCGCCGCUGUCUCCUCUUUGGCCAAAUUUGGAGCUCAUUGUGAGGAACUGUUACCACAAAUACUGGUGCUGUUGGAGAGGUCGACACUAGACACGGAUGACGAAGUGCGCGAUCGGUCCACAUAUUAUCUGCAUGUCUUGAAACAGAAGCAAAAGUCACUCUAUUUAUCAUUCAUUAUAAAUCCACUUCAAGUCUCAAUCGUAGGCUUAGAGAAGGCGUUACAGUCCUAUCUGUUAGACACGUCCACUUCAGACGUUCCCUUUGAUAUAAAAUCAGUACCACUUUCUACCACUCCUCUCAUGUCUGACGAAUUGGCCAAAAAGACAAACGUCAACAACAGUUCCAAUGUUAUGAACAAUCAAUUGAAAGCGCCGGGAGAGAAGAUUGCGGCCACACGUCAAGACAUAUACGCCGAACAAUUGGCUUCAAUUCCUGAACUCAAUUCACUAAAAUUGGGUCCAAUUAUAAAGUCUUCACUUCCUAUAGAGUUGACUGAAUCCGAAACCGAAUAUGUCGUCCAAUGUAUUAAACAUAUAUUCAAAAGUCAUGUGGUUUUGCAAUUCGAUUGCACCAACACUUUGAACGAUCAGAUUCUCGAGAGAGUCAACAUCUCGAUGCAGGUUCCCGAAGGCUUCGAAAUAGUGAGUGCAGUCGAGUGUCCGAAACUGGUUUACAACAUUCCCGGAACAGCCUAUAUAUGCCUGUCGUUAGAAACUGAUGACAUAAACCUCUUUUCGACCACAUUUUCAAACGUUACCCUUAAAUAUACGGUCAAAGACUGCGAUCCUAACACUGGACAAGUGCUCGAUGACGAGGGAUAUUCGGAUGAAUACGUGUUGGAAGACGUGGACCUAUUGGUAGCCGACUAUAUGCAACGAAUAAUGAAACCUAAUUUCAUGAGUUCUUGGGAUGAGAUGAGCCCCGACUGCGAGGUUGAGGAGACGUAUGCGCUCUCGAACUUCAAGACCAUAGAGGAAGCGAUCAAAAAUAUCGUGUCAUUCAUGGGAAUGCAUGCCUGCGACAGAUCAGACAAAGUGCCCGAAGGCAAGAGCUCUCAUACCGUCUAUUUGUCGGGCAUUUUCAGAGGUGUCGAUGAAGUGCUGGUCAGAUCCAAGUUAGCCCUCUCGGCCACCACUGAUGGCGUAACUAUGAAGCUAACUGUCCGCUCCCAGAACCAAGAAGUGGCGCAGUUUAUUGCAUCGGCUAUUGUCUGAUGAGUUGGUCCACCGGUUUUCAGUGCAACCAAUCCUUCUAUUAUGUCAUACAAUACACUAUGUAUUGAAUAAUUAAAGCAUUGAUUCUCUUAAAACACAACAAUUCUCUGAUUAAGUUAAUAAUUAAUUGUUAGACACGUGUGUCAGCAAAGAG
This is a messenger RNA of Oppiella nova, 2635 nucleotides long. The record is from the annotation of a GenBank genome assembly. Lineage: Eukaryota; Metazoa; Arthropoda; Arachnida; Sarcoptiformes; Oppiidae.